AUGGACUCGAAAGAUGACUCUGUCACAAAAUCUGAGCCAGAGAUCUUAGUCCCACCAGACAUUGCUAGCUUCCGCUUUGUUACCGAGUAAGAUUUUGCUUGCUAGUGGGCUUAAUUUUUUUUAAAAAAUUGUAGUUAUUUGAAACGUAAAAUCUUGCUCAUAUAGCUUAUCUAAUUUUUUCCGAGCUGGAAUUUCAUUAUUAUGUGUUCAAAUUAUUAUUUUUUCUAUAUAAAUUGUUAUAUUAUAAUACCAUAUUCUCUGCUAGCUUAAAAAAAUUAUUUUCUCAAAUAUAAGUUUUGCUUUGUUUUUAAGGAGGGAAUAAAGAAAUUUUAGCAGAAAGUUUUGAAGUUGAGGACGGCGAAAGUAUAGAGGUUGACAGCUAUGAAUUCCCUUAUGGAAAAAUUAUUCUUACUAUUUCAUUGAGUAUAGCAGUCGUUUCAUUAAUUAUUAUAGGCAUUGUAGCACAAGCCAAAGCAAAAUUUAUAGCAGAAGGUCUCCCUUACUGAAUAAUUGCGGGUAUUUUAUCAAUUCCAUUAGUUUUUUAUUUCUUUAUUCUCCAUUAAGCAAGAUUUUACUAACUCCCCCCCCCCCCCUCCGUGAGCGAACAAAACCAUUAGAAAAAUCGCCAUUUUUUGACCAAAAACCCACCCUCCGUGAGUGAACAAAAAUUUUUUUAAUAGAAAAAAUUUUAAUGGAAAAAAAUUUUGAUAUAUAAGUGAUAAUUAGUAUAAUGAAAUCUAGAGCUAAUUCUGUUUAAUUUUAAACAAAUUGCGUUUUUUAAAACAUAAAUUUUGCAAAUUAAAUUAAUAUUUGCUUCCCAAUUUUUGCAAAUUAGGAUUUUUUUAAAUUUCGAAAAAAAAAUAUUUUUUAUAAAAUUUAUAUAUAAAUUUUUUUUUAAAAAAAAAAAUUAACCCCCCUCCGUGAGCGAACAAAAUUUUUUUGUUCGCUCACGGAGGGGGGGGGGGAGUAAUAUAUUAUAAUUAAACUCCUUUUUCUAUAAUAAAUAAAAAUUUGAGCAUAAAUAUUUGCAUAAAUUCAGUCUAUGCUUUAUAACUUAUUCAGAGCAUAUAACGCACAUCCUCUGGAAAGAAAAAGAAUUUUGAACGAAAUCCCUGACAUAUAA
Messenger RNA from Blepharisma stoltei, 1123 nucleotides. The record is from the annotation of a GenBank genome assembly. Lineage: Eukaryota; Ciliophora; Heterotrichea; Heterotrichida; Blepharismidae.